Messenger RNA from Carica papaya (papaya), 799 nucleotides. Its product is annotated as plant/protein. The record is from RefSeq and is a predicted model, not a curated record. NCBI's taxonomy places the organism in Eukaryota, Viridiplantae, Streptophyta, Magnoliopsida, Brassicales, Caricaceae.
AUAUAGAAAUCAUGACCGCGAAGCUUUAUCCAAGCUCUUCUUAUACACAAAUUCCUCAACAUCCAUCUCAAAGCAUCAUAUCCCAAAGACGAUAGAAACAAGACAACGAUGAAGCCCAUUGACGACAAGAAGGAGACUGUGACGAUAAGAGCUGUGAGCCGCGACGAGGAAGGCCGGAAGAGAGUGGAGAAGGCCGAAGUGAAGACGCAUAACGUCGACACUCUCAAGUACAUCGAGAAGAAGCUCGCCGACAAGGGCGUCCAACGCAUGGACCGUCACCCGGCCGACGGCAUUGGCAUCGGCAGACCACCUCCCAAAUCAGGGCGCGGUGGGAAAUACACGUGGGAUGGCCCCGACGGACCAGCCGAGAACGAGCUGGAGGCGGCACCUCCGGCCAUUGACCGUGGUGAUCCCAAUUACGUGGACGAGGAGGAAGAGGAGAAGGUCGCCCGAGAUUCCGGGUUGGUGGUCGGAGAGGUAGAGGUGGCCAAGGAGGCGCCGGAGGGUGUGGGCAGGGUCGAGGUGGAUCCUCGGUUGAAUGUUAAUCGAUUAUUUUGAAUUUCUCCUUUUGUGUGUUUUUUUUUUUUUCUUUUCCUACUUGGGAGCAGAACUGUUGUUUGUUUCGAAACGGUGUCGUUGUGGGUUAGUGGUCCUAAAACGAAGCGUAUUGGUAAUCGGGUUGUAAGAUACAAUAAUAUUUGCGAACUGGGUGGGUUGCUACUAUUAAAUAAUCAUAUCUUAAAAUCAAAUUUUAUAAUUUAAAAAAUUGGUGAAAAUGUGAAGAAUAUUUAUGGGCUAA